UAUGAACACAGUGAAACACAUGCAAAGGGUUACUUCAAAUAUGCUGCUAUCUUGCAAUAUUGUGAUAGAACAGAAUUUAUCAAACCUUCCAAAAAUACAGUAUGCACAGUCAAUACAACAUAUUGUAAUUAAAAGAAUAACAUACUAGAAUGCAUGUAAUACAUACCAAACAUAGAACUACUUCCAGGAACUUGUUAAAAUAGUAAAAUCUAAAUGUGCGCGAAAAGCUGAAAUCGUGGCAGAUUGGUAUUCUUUCAAUUCAAUUAUCAGGAGAAGAAAUAGUAGCAGUCAACACAAAAUAUGAGAACUGGAGCAGACAACACUUUUGAAUAAAUGCUGAAAUAUUCACAGUGUUUCAUACACCCUUUCUCCAAGAAAUGACGUCUCGUCAUUUAUCUACACAACGUGUAAACAGCCUCUACUACAACUUCCAAAAAGAUUGAAAUCAGAACUAGCCUAUAACUACUUUAGUAUACAACUGUAUUACUUCUGUUAAAACUAAUCUGUAUUACUCAAACAAUAUGACCUUAUAAUCACACAAGUAUAUGUCAAACAAAUUCAAAAUUUGCACAAAAAAAAUAUAAAAUUUCAACAUUUCAAAGAUACUACUUACUGGUAAUUUCAUGUGCAAGACUUUAAAAACCAGUAAUUGCCGCUUCUCUCCCUUUCUUGAAAAUAAGCGUCCUUGCUUGUCUCGAGCACAUCUGAAUUCAUGAAAUUUUAUUUAGAUUAUCUAAAAUAUGAUAAAUUACAGUACAACAGAUUUCAUUUUAUCAUUGUAUUUCAAUUCCAAACAGUAUCUUCACUCCUGUACUAUCAUGGUAUCCAUAUCCAUCAAUAUUUCUGACUCUACCAAAAUCGUCAGAGCUAAUUUUUUCGAAUCUUGUAGUUUUGGUACCAUCUGGAUUAAAUGAUAUGCGUCAUAGCUAGCAGGCAUUCUCCUUUGUCUGUAUGAUCUCCUCGGACCUUCUUCCAUAUCAUCUUCAGUUUCAGUAGGUUGAGCAUCUACUGUUUCGUCUCUAUGUCUCUCUGCUUGUUCAUAUCUGUUACUUACUUUUCGACCGUAUUCCACUCUCUUUGUUUCUGUCUCCUAUCUCUAUGCUUGACUAAUUUCUGACGAGUUUCUUCUCUCAGAUUUGCUUCACUUGUCGUCCGUGCUAUGUUUUAAUUUGUCUCGACUUUAGGUUCUCUUAGUUCAUUACCACUAUGUUCUAUGAUAUGAUCUUCCUGCCUUCAUUGCCGUUCAUACCAAGUAUAUUGUCCAUGACCAUCUUGUACCACUUCAACAUCCAUCAGAGGUGAAUAUCUGCCACCCUAGUCUAUAUCAGGCCUGACCUCAAUAACAUCUCUAUGUUCUAUUGUAGCGCUAUUUCUGCUUCUAUUAUCAUCUUCUACUUUUUCAAUAGUUUCAUCCGCUCUUCUAGUCGUCACAAGUAAAUGGGCGUCCCCACCAUUAGAUGUAGCAACUACAAAAAGUACCAUGACUCGUCAUCUGUUUCUACUUCCUCAUUUGUGUCGACACAUUUUUCUUCACCCUUCUCCUCUUCUUUUUCCUCUCUCUUAAAAUGCUGCUGGUGUCUUUCCAUUUCAGAGUUAAGGCAGGACACGCCAAGUACAGAGAGAAAAAGGUCUUUUUCAAGAACAUCGUCGAUUCAAAGCCAUGGAGCCUGUGGUACUUCGACCGCUUCCGAAGAUGUUUGGUCCACAUCAGGAUAUUCAAGUAUGCACACUUCUUUGCCGAACGAGGUUGGAAAUCUUACCGAAGACAGAUCUUCAACACAUACCUUUGGUCUUGAGGAAGUCCACAAGAUUAAAGAAAGUCAAAAGUGUUUGAACGAAUUUCAGGCCAACGAUCCAAUUUUUGAUCAGAAUUUAUCCGACAGAGACUUGACGCCAGAAUUAAAUGAAGUUUUGCGUUCCAAACCAUCAGCACAUGCUUUUGGCCUUGAGGAGAUCCACAAGAAGAUUAUCAAACAAAAUCUGAAGGAUUUGAAAGAUAAUCUUGAUAUUGAUCCGAUAUUAGAUCAGUUUUUAUCUGACGGAGACUUGACACCUGAAGCAUAUGAAGUUUUGCGUUCUAAACAAACGUGUAAACGGAUCAAAUGCUUUCUUUUCAAAAUGUUCCGCUUUAAGAGAGAUGCAUUCGAUAGAUUUUUACUGUACAUAAAGAGAGACGAACCACAGGCCUUUUUAGCUGACAUGUUGAAAGAACCGAAGCGAAUGCAAACUCCUGAGUCCACCACCCUAAACACAGAUGAUAUGAGAAGAAACAUCAACACAUACAAGGAAGACAUUUUAAACCAAAUUGAGCCAGAUGAAGUUGCUGAUUUUUUCAUCAUGUAUGAGAUCAUAGAUGUCGAACAAUACGAGCGCUUAACAAAUGAAUUACCGGCACAAAUGGGAAGGGAUAUUCUGGCCAUACUGUUAACCAAACUGCCAGAAGGUUUCAGGGUUUUUCUGACAGCCUUGAAAGAUUUAGACAGAACUAAAUUGUUCGAAAAGCUUAACACCAAACCAAUUAUAGAUCGUCUUUCUAUUUCAAGACCAAUUGAAGAAAAAUGGACAUCAACUGUUAUACCAAUUCAAACAGAAGCCAAACAUUCCGAUUUGAGAAUAAUAAUUGCAGGAAAAUGUGGAUUUCACUUGGAAUUAACAAGCGACGCGAUGAAAGUCGAGGAGAAAAAGCUGGUAGAGCAUUUCAACGAGGCAAAUAUCAGAAUAGAAAUCAAUAAUAGAAUAAUAGCUGACGAAAAACUUAUUAUAAAGAAAGUAUACAACGGAUCUAUUGUAUUUCAUCUACAGUGGACUUCUGAGGUUUGGAGAACACUAAGUGUCGAUAGAAUCAGGCAAACAAUUAUAAACGCUAUCAACAAAAUGAUGAAAACAGUUCCUAUCGAAUACCAAUUCAGCGAAGAUCCACAAUGGGAUAUACACGUACGCCCAAUGCAUGAUAGCGACAAACACGAGGGAAAUGUGGAUAAAAUAAACCGAGAGGCCAAAGGUGCCUUGAAAUUUGUUGAGGAGCACAGGAAAUUCCUAACAGAAGAACUCGGCGGUAGAAAGACUGCGUUAACUUUACACAAUAAAAAAGUAAUAUCAGAUGAAGAAUUGUCUGACAUACUUUCACAGUCUAGUCGACGAAAUAGGGUUGACAGUUUACUGGACACGCUUGCUGAAAAAGGGGAGAAUGCGGCUAAAAUGUUUUUGGAAGAAAUGAAAAACAAUUGCGGCGAAUACGAAUACAUUUGUGGUCAUCUCUGGCCAGAAAAUGAUAAAGCAUUGGUGUGUUUGGCCAGAAAUAUGGGAGAUGUAUAUGCAGAAAUAAUCACAAACCUCCCGGAGCGCAUAAUUGUUGAUAAUAAACACGAGCUUUGCAUUCCGGAUGAUAUUAUGAACAGACAGGACAGACUAGUGACUGCAGCUACUCAACACAUAAUGAUGCAAGAUGAGAAACAACGACUGCGAUUUCUGCGAAUACUUUUUGAAAAGAGUGUACUUUCUCCGCAAAUCUACAAUAGAGCCCAAGAACAAGCAAACUGUGAAAUGGAAGAGAUGGAGAUUGAAUUGAGCUGCCAUGAUAGAGAUGCGGCAGAAUACAUUGGCAAGAUCUAUUUAGAUCAAGAAAAUAUGGAAGUUAUUUCCAAUGCAGAAACACACGUUGCACAUUCUCCAGAGAGGAAACAAAAUAGAAGUUCAAUGCGGAAGUUUCUCAAGAGGAUAUUUGUUUGCAGCCAACGUAAAAGUAAAUUUUCCGGGGAUGAAUGUUCAGAUAAGAAAAGAGUCGACAAUGCAAUUGACAAACCCCCUAAAACUGGCCAGAGGAAAGAUGAAUGUGAUAAUGAUUCAGGCCGAUCUAUUUUUAGUCCACGAAAUACACUUACCUUAUGAUAUAGAUGGUCAGGUUGAAAAUCGUGAUUGCAGUGAUGAUUCGGGUGUUUCAUCACUGACAUCAGCCGAUUAAGCGCUUCAAAGCUUUUAAGUAUUAAAUGAUCUUGACUUUAUGUUCGCCUUAACAAACCAAAUGUCAAAAUGGAAAACAAUAGCGCGUGUAUAACGCAUACACCUGUCUAUAUACAGUCUUCAAUCGAUCAAUUAAACUUUAGAUUGAUCUUACAAUUGCAAAAACACGAAACCGAAAGUUGGACGGCUUAGUUUAUACUACAUUCUAGCUCGAUUUUUACGAAGGCGGAUAGGUAAUAGAAUCACGCUCUAGUUCGUAGCCGGUACUGGCAUUCAUUUUGGGAGAGAAUGUACCCCUGGUAGGAAUCGAAAUCACAACCUCUUUUGAGAUAUCCACACACCUAGACCAUUAGAAAUUCAUCGCAUAACGAUAUACAUCAAAACUAUUGAUCUUGCUAUCGUUUGUAUUGUGUCAGCAGAUGCCGUAAAAUAUAAAUCAACAUUUUAGAAAGUGUACAUUUAUUAUAUUUUAAGUGCAUUGUUGCCAAAAGUGUUUUAGUUUUACGUUUUAAAGUGAUUUCAAGUGGUUGAUCGUUUCCCGCGUUCUUGUGACGUCAUUUGAAAAAAUGUUUCCGGUUACAGUCGGGUCGUUCUAUUUACAGAAUGGGUAAAAUAUAUUACUGAAAGUUAUUCUUAAAUGAAAUGAAGUAUUUUUUUAACAAUUGUUGAAUGAAAUGAUGAACUAUUGGUGUAUAUAUAAGGAAUGAAUUGCGGGGCUGAUGUCAUUAUCGGGGAUAUGAACACAGUUUGGCUGGUCAAAGUACGCGAGGAGUCCUUUCAUACACUUUGACCAGCCCAAUUGCGUUCUUACCCCGAUAAUGACAUCAACCCGCAAUUCAUUCCUUAAAACAACGUCACUACGAAGUUUGCAUAUCACAUGACUUUUUUAAUUAAAAAAUACAACAUUGCUUUAUUUACUUAUAAUUUUAAUUCGUUUUAAUAUUUUUUAAACAAAAUAACCAUACAUUCUCUGUUAUUUCCAUAAUUUGUUUAUAUUAAUUGAAGAGAAGGGAGGUAAGCUUAUUGCAUCGUUUGGUUUCGUACAGUUCCUUAAUUAUAUCUAUCAUACCAUUAUAUGGAAUAAAUGUGCAAUGAAUUUAUAAAGUUAAGCCAUUUAUUAUAAGUCAUAUUAUUUGCAAAUACAAACCAUCAUCCAAACUUUUUAUCUGAGUUAUGAUGAAUCGCGUCCUAAGGUUCGUAAACCAAGCUACGUAAAACGUGAAGCCUACGAGUUAUAUAAUGCCCAUUACAAGUGUCUAAAUGAUUCUUAUAACGGUAUAAGACAUUUUUUGUAUCUUGAUUUUUCUUGUUUUCUUUAAUUAAUAUAUACAAUUUUUUGUUGAUAAAGGUUGUCUUUAUCAAACAAAUUGUAUAGUUUUAUUAUACAACAAUAAUGUUGGCUGGUCCAUUUCUAUCACGUGAUCCUUCAUGAUACCACAUUGAAACCUAAUCCAAACUCGAUUCCACGCGAUGUCAAUGAUUAAUUCAAUAUCAGAAAUUCCGGUAACAACUCGCGGUGAUCGUUUUGAAUUAAUAAAGUAUAACGGUGCAUUGCAAAUAAUCCAUAACACUAUGAAACUACAUGGAUUUGAAAUUUUGGGGCCUGUUUCUAUAAAGAAUCUAAAGAAUUGCUCGAAUUCAAUUCAAGCAGAUAUUUAUCAACAAAAGAGAGAACAUAACACAAUAAGGAAACAUCUACUUAGAUAGUAAUGGAACCUACCACGGAAGCCAAACUUCUUUAAAAUUAUUUCAUGGACCAUUAAGUACAGCCUGGCUUCCCUUCAUUGUUUGUUUGUCAGAUUGAUAUGAAAAGAAGCGCUGGGGUGGUAUUCAAUAUUGGUCUUAAUUGUAUCUAAGAAUGAUGGAAGUCAAUGACCAUGUAUGACCAUAAGAUUUUAGUUUUACCUCAUUGUUUUUAAAACGACGUUAACAUAACUUUAAACACACACAACAUAAUUUAAUGUGAAUAUUCAAACUCAGUUUUGUUUUUUGUGUGUUUUUUUUUUCAUGUAAAUGUGUAAGUACUCUGUUCUUAGCAUUUGGUUGUACAUGGCCCAUCUGCAUUUAAAAGUCAUUACUCGAAAAAAUAAUGAUGUAUUUUGUUCUGAUUACUGUGUUCAUAGCUCAUUUACAUGUACAUGUAAUUUUAUAUUGUUGUAUCGCAGCAUAUUAUUAUCUCUAUGUGUUUAUAAAGAUAAAUUACUUUCAUAUGUGUACACACAUAACUAAAUACAUGUAUUUUAAAGGUAAUCAAAGGUGUACUUAUUGUUUACCUUUGCUUUACCUAUCCAUUAAUUCGGCAAAUAACUGUCUAAAUGUUUGAUAUGAAUGCCUCUUUACAGUGCAUGUGCGAAUCACUUAACAACUCCAUGCUAAAAUUAAGAAAAUAAUUUGACACCUUAAACGAAAUGUUAUGGUAGUUUAUAUCAGAGGCUUUGUAAAUGAUUACAUCGAAAUUUGUCCGGCAAUUUAAUUGGCAGAGGCAUAAGCGUAAACACUAAUGGGAAUUUUGUCUUGAAGAGCAUGAAGCGAAAUCGGCUGACCAAUAAAUUAGGAUAAACCCAUGUUAUGUCUUUUAUCAUAUAAACAUCAUUUUUGACAUAUGUUUUUGUAGUGAAAAGUCUUUAAUGGGUGUUGUUUAACACGGUUUUAUCCUGUGGCUAAAUUCCUUAGCCUGAAGUGCCCUAUGUAACUGGAAUCAUUAUUGACCAUUUGGCUAACAUUAAAUUAAUGUGCUUUAAUGUAUGCAUGUUGAAACCAUGUAAAUUAAUAAUUAUAUACAUUGUAUAUAUCUGCAUGUCUACAGAUAAUUGUGUGUCCAUUUUAGACAUGAUAAGUGUUAGUAUUUAUACUAGACGGACAUUGUUUUGUUACGUUCCCAGUUUUAUGCAUUUUUUGUUUGUUUUGAGUGGUUGUUUGUUUUAAAACUGCGAUUGUUUUAUUAUUAUUUGAUUUACUUAUUCUGUUUAAAUGUGCUUCUGAAUAUAAAAAUAGUCUUUAUAGCCACAUAACGUAUAUUCGCAUUUUGAAAAAAAAAGGAAUUUAAGAUUGUCUUUAGAAUAUUUUUGCAUCCUGACAGAAGGUAAUCAGAAAGCUUGGGUAAAUUGAUAAAGUGAUAAGAAGGCAUACAGAUGGACAAACGUAGCUAUUGCUUUAUAUUACGGAAUCCUAUUAGGGCCAUCGCGAUCCCACACCUCGCCCUAUUAAUUGCCUAAGAAUAAAAACGCGACAUUUGUCUUUUACAUUUUUGCAACUUAUUUUCUUUCACAUAUAUACUACUUCGUGUAUGAAAACUAUCGUUGUUUACGUUUGAAAUAUAAUAAAAGAGAUGCGAGA
Molecule: messenger RNA, 7296 nt
Organism: Mya arenaria
Lineage: Eukaryota; Metazoa; Mollusca; Bivalvia; Myida; Myidae
Exons: 11
Coding region: 1438-3888 (816 amino acids)
Biological process (GO): regulation of apoptotic process
Source: RefSeq, a predicted model, not a curated record